UUUCAUUCGCGUCCGUCGCGGCCCGUUGCGUCACUGCCCGUCGAAACGGAGCCAGCGUAAUACGCGCGCUCGGACGCGCUCCGCGACGCGACGCGUCGCGCCGAUCCGCCCGAGUGAAUUCACCGCGCAAUUUGUGCCAAUUGCCCUUUAAUUCCGUCACGUGCAGCGUAGCGUAGCUACCGCGGGCGAGAUAAACGAACUUAGUCACGUUACCAUUCCAGUAGUGCUCUUGCCAGACGACUUUAGAGCUUACAGCAAGUUGAAAGUGGAUAAUCAUCUCUUCAACAAAGAGAACAUGCCCUCCCACUUCAAAAUCAAAGAAUAUUGUCCGUUAGUCUUUAGGAAUCUGCGAGAAAGGUUUGGAAUAGAUGAUUUGGAUUACAAGGAGUCGAUGACAAGAUGUCGGGUGUUUAAUCCCUCGCGAGCGAGGCAGCGUACGGAUUUGGUCGAGGGAGUAGGCAGAAGAACUCGUCAGUUGGUUCAGCGCGCCGCUACCGUCCCGUCGAUUACCUUCUCCUCUCCCUCUUCUGCCUCCCCGUACAAUUCUAUUCUAAACAAACCGCUGCGUACCUACAGUUUUAAACCGAAACGCCUGAGGUCGCAGCCGGUGCUCGACGACUCGUCCGGGAAGAGCGGCGCCAAGUUUUAUCAGUCCUACGACAAGCUAUUCAUAAUUAAAACCCUCACGAGCGAGGAGGUGGAGAGGAUGCAUUCGUUCCUGAAGCAUUAUCAUCCCUACAUCGUCGAGCGACACGGAAAGACGCUGCUACCGCAAUACCUGGGAAUGUACCGGCUGACCGUGGACGGCGUCGAGCACUAUGUGGUUGCCAUAAGGAACGUGUUCUCGAAUCACUUGACGACGCACAAGAAGUUCGACUUGAAAGGCUCGACGGUGGACCGGGAAGCGUCGGACAAGGAGAGGGAGAAGGAUCUGCCUACCUAUAAGGAUAACGAUUUCGUUAAGGAGGGCCUCAAGAUAUACAUCGGGGAGGAGGCCAAAGCUAAAUUAAUAGAAACAUUAACCGCCGACGUAGACUUCUUGACGAGAUUACACCUGAUGGAUUACUCCUUGCUCCUCGGCUUGCACGAUUGCGCGCGCGCCGAGCAGGAGAGCAGAGAGCGCGCGGAGAGGGAGGACGACGAGGACAAUCACGACGAGGAGGACGACAGCGAGUCCGGCAGCGGGCUGGAAUCCCGGGGUCCAGUGGCAGACCGCUUGUGGAAUUGGAGCGGCGUUGGCCACGCGGUUACAAACAUGGCAACGCCCCCCGAGUCGCCGCAUGCCGCGUUAAUGCGCGACACCAGUCUACAAUACGAAGAUGCGAUAAUACCCGAGCUAGAUAUCUACGCUAUUCCUAGUAAAGAAGGUGCUCCCACGAAGGAGAUUUAUUUUUUGGCCAUAAUAGACGUGCUGACGCAUUAUGGCGUGCGCAAGCAAGCGGCGAAAGCUGCCAAGACCGUCAAAUACGGUGCUAACGUCGACGGUAUAUCCACCUGUGAUCCUGAACAAUACGGCAAACGAUUCAUAGAGUUCAUGAGCAAAGCCAUAGAGUAAAAGAGUAUUAUUAAUCGUUGUGCGUAAAAUGAUGAAUUUACGACGAUAUUACCGCUUACUGUGUACUGUCGGAGUGAAAUCGAAUUGAUCGCAACCCGCACGAGAUGGAGAGAGGGAGGGAGUCCGGGAGAUUGAAUCGUUGCAGUCUGCACUCGGUUUGCUUUUCGGCACACUGGUUAUCUUCUUAAUAGCGCCGCUUUCACUCGUGGCACGCACGCGAUCUAAUAGAAGCGCAUAACGGGUCGCUCGAGCCGCGAGCUUUUCAAGCGAACGCGUCGUCCUUCGCCGAUAUUCCUAUGCAUCGGGAUUGUUUAUUGUAUUUUACGGCUGGCAACAGACUUUUUAUCCUCGAUUUACUACUCAGCGUGGUUUACGUUACUUCGUUUUCAGUCAGUCGCGAAGAAGCGUGAUCGGUUUCUCGAAUCUGUCACUUUAAAAAGUUUCUCUCUCUCCGUGAUAGAACGUUCAAUCGCACAUAGCGUUACACGUACACACUUGCAAGCGAGAAUUUUUCAUAAAUUGGAAAAACGACGCCUCCUCUUUUCUCCGUCGCCCGUUCUUUCUUUCCAUUCGCACACGUCUCGAAGCGAAAGCGAUAAUAUCCAACGGUCCUGUAUCGUUCGAUGAAUCACCCGCGGUAGAAAAUUAACGGCAUUGGAGUGUACACCAAUUGGGCAGGCAGGUAUUAUCUAUGGAUCGAGAUAAAAGGCUCGCGAAGUCGUACAAAUUCUUAUCCACUGAUAUCGGUAGCUCUAAUAUCUGAACGUUAUAGAUUUUUUUUUAAAUAGCAGACUGAUUAACGGGCGUGAGUCACAUGCUGUAGAACGAUAUCUAACUUGAUGUGUUACCGUCGCAGUAAAUCUCAAUCAAGCAUCGGCGGCGCUUGCCAAGAGAACUGUCUGGGUACGCGCCUAUUCGUUUUAUCAUCUAGGAUGUAAUUUUAGUAGCUCGAUGAAACUACGAAUGCCCGUUGUUUCACUCAAGUUGUCAAUAGUGGUGUAUACUUCGCAGUGUCGAGGGCAACGUACACGCGCGCGCACACAUACAUGUAUAUACGCAUAUACAAAUCAGUACGAAAUAAAGUACACUUUGUAAAUGUUGUGCUUCAUUCGAUUCGAUUUUAUCGUUGAUCAAGCAGCUCGGUUGCUUCGCAGAGCGCAUUCGUGGUAAACGAUUCGUAUCCGGUAAUGAUAUCCACACGAUACAUAUCUCCUCCCUUCGAUACUCGUCACGACACCCGAGUCGGCAACCUGCUAUCACACGGUUUUCAUUUCGCAAGAGAAUACUCAGAAGAACGACGCGCCGUUCUUUCGGAGACAGGCACCCGCAGACCUAUGCACAAUAAUAUCGUUAGUCGGGAAUUUCGACACGUGGAUCGUGAGUCUCCGGUAUUUAUUUCGUACCGUUUGUAAACUUGUUUAUUUAGCGAGGAAACACUCGAACGAGAGCCGAACGUAAUUGUUGAGCAACUUGUAUUACGAGAAAGAAGAAUGUGCACCGCGUUGCGUAAGACAAUAUCUUUAAAUAUCUAAUACACUUUUAUAUAAUAUAUAUAUAUAUAUUAUAUAUAUGUAUAAUUUGUUAGAGAGCCGAUCAUAAUAUAAUGACUAAUUACUCUAAUGAUUAAUAUAUUCAUCUAGUCUCGAUACUUCUUAAUUUUAUAUGUUUUACCGGUUAAUCGCGCGCGCGCGCGCGCGCCAGGAUUAACGGGCGCGAUAGACGAGAGGAGGAGGGGGUGUCCGUUGCUGCAUAUUUGUUGCAGGACAUGUUUAGGUUUCGAAAGUACGAUAUACCGGUUUCCGCGCGAUUGUCAAUCGUAUUAGAAUACGGUUAAAAGUCAGCUUCAACCAGCGGAAUCUUGCAGACGCGGCGGCGUUCUUUAAUAAUAAAUGAAGAAUUACAUCCAUCCGUUAGCAUGCGUCCUCGUGUGUGGCAACGACAAAUCUUUGUUCACAUUCAAAUAAAUUGAGAUUCAUCGAU
This is a messenger RNA of Vollenhovia emeryi, 3535 nucleotides long. RefSeq names its product phosphatidylinositol 5-phosphate 4-kinase type-2 alpha (gene PIP4K). The transcript has 9 exons. Bases 296 to 1555 code for a protein of 419 amino acids. NCBI's taxonomy places the organism in Eukaryota, Metazoa, Arthropoda, Insecta, Hymenoptera, Formicidae. The record is from RefSeq and is a predicted model, not a curated record. Gene Ontology annotation, biological process: phosphatidylinositol metabolic process. Gene Ontology annotation, molecular function: phosphatidylinositol kinase activity.